Trichoplax adhaerens is the source of this 648-nucleotide messenger RNA. RefSeq lists its product as uncharacterized. The record is from RefSeq and is a predicted model, not a curated record. Lineage: Eukaryota; Metazoa; Placozoa; Uniplacotomia; Trichoplacea; Trichoplacidae. Gene Ontology annotation, cellular component: kinesin complex. The transcript has a single exon. Gene Ontology annotation, molecular function: protein binding. The annotation marks the transcript as partial.
AUGUAUAACAAGUCACUCAAGAUUAAACUGACGCAACUUGGCGACAAUCAUCCAAGUAUUGCUAAUACAUAUGACAACAUUGGAAAUGUCUAUGAUCAUCAAGGCAAGUAUGAUGACGCUCUAUCAAUGUAUAACAAGUCACUCAAGAUUAAUCUGACACAACUUGGCGACAAUCAUCCAAGUAUUGCUACAACAUAUAACAACAUUGCAAGUGUCUAUGAUGAUCAAGGCAAGUAUGAUGACGCUCUAUCAAUGUAUAACAAGUCACUCAAGAUUAAUCUGACACAACUUGGCGACAAUCAUCCAAGUAUUGCUAAUACAUAUAACAACAUUGGUCGUGUCUAUGAUGAUCAAGACAAGUAUGAUGACGCUCUAUCAAUGUAUAACAAGUCACUCAAGAUUAAUCUGACACAACUUGGCGACAAUCAUCCAAGUAUUGCUACAACAUAUAACAACAUUGCAAGUGUCUAUGAUGAUCAAGGCAAGUAUGAUGACGCUCUAUCAAUGUAUAACAAGUCACUCAAGAUUACACAAACACAACUUGGCGACAAUCAUCCAAGUAUUGCUAUAACAUAUAGCAACAUUGGUCAUGUCUAUAGUAAUCAAAGCAAGCAUAAAGAAGCUAUUUCUAUGUAUAAGCAAUCCCUU